This is a messenger RNA of Cladocopium goreaui, 776 nucleotides long. The record is from the annotation of a GenBank genome assembly. Lineage: Eukaryota; Dinophyceae; Suessiales; Symbiodiniaceae.
CCAACCAUGGAAACUAUGUGCGCUCUCUCAAGUCUCAGCUCUUGAAUAUGCGGCCAUCAUGGUCAGCCAUGCAAGAAAUAGGUAGAGACAUUGGCGAGAGAUGGGAUUUCAUGGAGAUUUUUUCGGGCUGCAGCCGUCUUAGCAAGGAAGUUGCCAAGUUUGGAGGCAAAUGUGGUCCUGCGGUGGAUUGCCUUCCAUCGGCAGAAUUGCGGCUAGAUUUGUCAACCCCAAGCACCCGUGCUUUGUUAUGGCAGUUGGUGAAAGAGUCAAGGGUCCGAUGGAUCCACCUAGGAUUCCCGUGUACCUUUUUCAUCAACCUAGGGAGAUGCACAGCUCUUCGAACACACACUCAGUGGGAAGAGCUGCGAGAAACAGCUUUAGGACAUAUGGAAUUUAGCAUUCACCUACUCCGGGAGCAAGAGACGGAAGGCCGAGAUGGAAGCAUGGAACAGCCUCGCAAUGCAGGCUCUUGGCGAUGCCGUGGCUGGACAGAGCUGGAAAACUCGAGUUUCCAGAAAUACAUCUAUGACUCAUGCGCUUUUGGCUUAUGUGAUGAAUAUGGGAGGCCCUUGCAGAAGCCGGGCGCGCUGGGUUCCAAUCGUGAUUUGAGCACCAUGGAGCGCCAAUGUUGCUGUGGCGUGCCCCACGGCAGAGUUGAAGGCUCUGUGCAGCAAGGUCCUGAAAAGGGCCGCAGGCGAUCUGAAGUUGCCGGGCAAUACACACUUGCCUUUUGCCAGGCUUUUGCGCGGGAGAUUUUGCGCAGCAGAAUCUGAAAA